Messenger RNA from Gadus chalcogrammus (walleye pollock), 2090 nucleotides. Its product is annotated as E3 ubiquitin-protein ligase TRIM39-like. The record is from RefSeq and is a predicted model, not a curated record. The transcript has 2 exons. The coding region runs from base 84 to 1697 and encodes 537 amino acids. Gene Ontology annotation, molecular function: protein binding; zinc ion binding. Lineage: Eukaryota; Metazoa; Chordata; Actinopteri; Gadiformes; Gadidae.
CCGACGUGGAAGCAGUUCUCUCGGUCAGGAGAAAAAUAAAACGCAUUUUGAAAUAAGCGGACGGACAGAAACUACAUCAAGGAAUGGCCUCUGCUAACACUUCCUGGUCUGAAGAGAACUUUUCAUGUUCCAUCUGUCUGGAUGUGUUCAGCAUCCCAGUUUCCACACCAUGUGGGCACAACUUCUGCAGAACCUGUAUUACUAAGUUCUGGGAUGAACAAGUCAAGUACAAGUGUCCCGUUUGCAACGAGCUUUUCAACACAAGACCUGAUUUACGGGUCAAUAUCCUAAUUUCAGAGAUGAUUGAUCGGUUUGGAACGUCCCUACAAGUAAAAGAGCAGCCUUGUGUUGAACCAGCAGAAGUUCCCUGUGACGUCUGUACUGGGACCCAGCUGAAGGCCGUGAAGUCCUGCCUAGUGUGUCUUAUCUCUUACUGCCAAACCCACCUGGAGCCACACCAGAGAGUCACAGUCCUGAAGAAACAUCGGCUGGUCGAGCCUAUGGACCGUCUGGACGACAGGAUGUGUAAGAAACACGACCGACUUCUGGAGCUCUUCUGCCAGACUGAACAGGUGUGUGUGUGUCUGUUGUGCACAGAGACGGACCACAAGUCCCAUCCUGUUAUGCCUCUAAAGGAGGAAUAUGAAGUGAAGACGGCCCAGCUGGGGAAGAUAGAGGCUGAAGUUAAGCAGUUGAUCCUGGAGAGACAAAAGAAUAUUCAGGAGAUUAAAGACACAGUUAAACGCAGCAAAGCAGACGCAGACAGAGAGAUAGCUGAUGGUGUGCAGGUCCUCAAUGCUCUGAUGCGCCGCAUUGAAAAGUGCCAGGAUGAUCUCAACCAAAUGGUUAAAGAGAAACUGAAAUCCACAGAGAAACAAGCUGCAGACCUCAUCAGAGAGCUGGAGCAGGAAAUAGAAGAUCUGACCAAUAGAAGCUCAGAGGUGAAGCAGCUCUCACACACUGAAGACCACCUCCAAUUCCUCCAGACCUUCAGAUCCCUGAAGGAUCCUCCACCCCCCAGGGACUGGACCACGGUGGAGGUCCGUCCUCCGUCAUACGUAGGGACCUUGAGGAGAUCCCUGGAUCAGCUGGAGGAGACACUGAACAUGGAGAUGAAGAAGCCACGUGAUGCUGAACUGAAGAGGGUCCAGCAGUAUGAAGUAGAUGUGACUCUGGAUCCUGAUACAGCUUUUCCCUAUCUCACCCUGUCUGAGGAUGGGAAACGAGUAGAUAAUGGAGGUGUAAAGAUUAAGAAGAGACUCCGAGACAACCCUAAGAGAUUUACACAGUAUGUAUUUGUUCUCACGAGGCAGAGCUUCUCCUCAGGGAGAUUUUACUUUGAGGUCCAGGUUAAAGACAAGACUGUAUGGUGUUUAGGAGUGGCCAGAGAGUCCAUCGACAGAAAAGGUCGGACAGAGUUGACCCCUGAGAACGGUUACUGGGCUCUUCUCUACAACAAGGAUGUGUUGAUGUUUUGUGAUAACCCUGCUGUCCUUCUCCCUCUGAGAGCUGAGCUCCAGAAGGUGGGGGUGUUUGUUGAUUAUGAUGAGGGUCUGGUCUCCUUCUAUGAUGUGGAAGCCAGGGUUCAUCUCUACUCUGCUACUGGCUGCACCUUCACUGAGCCUCUCUAUCCAAUCCUCGGUCCAUGGAGCAACUCUACCCCCCUCAUCAUCUCACCUGUCAAUCAAACAGACUAGGACCUUUGUUUGGUAAUAAAAUAAUCAAACGACCAAAACAACUAAUGUUGUUUCCUGAAUUAGAAUCUCUACUAUGUGAGAUCUGUGAGAAUUGUAUUCAAAUCUUCCUCUUCACUGUCAUUUAAGGACUAAUUCAUUAAGCCACUAAUACUGUACUAUAAAAAUAUAACCCAUUAUAACCUAUAAGGCUACACUAUAAUGUUCAAUGUCUUUUAUCUGAAUGUUUUUUUAUAUUUUUAUUUAAUGAAAAAAAAAAAUUAUUAGAUAAGGUGAAACAUUGAUAUUGAUUACAUUAUCAUAAGUUGAUUUAACCAAACAGUAAUAUUUGUUUAUUAUUUUUUGAAUCAUGUUCGACAACACAAUACAAUGUUUGUAAACUUUUGAGAUUUGAAU